Molecule: messenger RNA, 4634 nt
Organism: Lineus longissimus
Lineage: Eukaryota; Metazoa; Nemertea; Pilidiophora; Heteronemertea; Lineidae
Product: condensin-2 complex subunit G2-like
Exons: 24
Coding region: 50-3580 (1176 amino acids)
Biological process (GO): mitotic sister chromatid segregation
Cellular component (GO): condensin complex; nucleus
Source: RefSeq, a predicted model, not a curated record
AAGAAGCAGAAUAAACGGUCUGCUAAAUUCGCCUUUUUAUGCCUCAAUUAUGGAUGUUUCCAUCUUAAACGAGAGUCAUAACGACAGAACUGACCGAAAAAAAUAUAUCAAAAAACUCCAAGCACAGAAGACUGCUGAUGUUAGAGAGGCGUUUGUGAAAGCUGCAAAAGAUGGAGAGGUUGAGCUCUUCUGUGACUUCAUGGAGAAAAAUGCCUGCAAGGCUGAUCUGUUUGACGUCACCAGCCUCGUUGACAUACUUGAUUUUCGCCAACUGGAUGAUCUGUGGAAAGGGUUGAAUGCGAUGUGUAUGAACACGCUCCUGAGCUUUGAAGAUGGCCAAGAAGCAGAUGUGAUGGAUGUGGCUGCGAAAAUGCGGAGUACAACCCUCCAAGGCAUUGUAACCGUUGCCUUGGCAACUAUCGCCAAAGACACCCAAACUGUUCCAAAAGAUCUUUAUGAAACAGCACUUGUUCUGAAUGGCAUACUGUCAACCCUUCCUGAGAUCUACAAGAAGGUCAAGGACGGUAUCUCAAAGCUGUGCGAGACGUGGUGUACGAGUAACAUGGAGGGCCGUGAACAUCUCAUAUCACAGACGAUGAUUUACUUGAUUGAGGAAAGCCUCGAACCGAAGCCACAGGCUCGGCUUUUGAAAAGAUUGUGGACUAUGCGGGAUGGUCUUGUCAACCUUAACCUUGAAGACGAAAGCUCUGCCCACCUGAGGGAAUUAUUACUUCAGUGCGUCAUCCAAGUUCCUCACAUAAAAAAUGACGAUGGGCGGAAGUUUUUGAUCUUUCUUUUUGGACUGAAUAUCAAUUUCAUCGAGACUCUCCACAAAGCGAUCAAGCAACAGAUUCCAGUUUGUCCCAAGUCCAUCUUGGAUUGGUACGCUGAGAUCUACUUCAAGGCGUGGAAAGCAUCCACUGGAUUGUUCAGAGAGAAAAUCGAAAUCCAGUGUAUCCAAGAUUUGAUGUAUCAUGCCGUGCACGCCUCAAGGAGCUCACCAAAGCCGAUGUCCUCCACUCUGAGGAAGUUUCUUACCUAUUUCCACAAUCAGAAACAUCAGCGAGGUGUCGAUGGUAUGUUACUCAGGCUUUAUGAACCGUUCAUAUGGAGAUCAGUCAAGGUUGCCAAUAGUAAUGUGAGGGCAAAUGCAGUGGCGUUGCUGAUUGAUGCAUUCCCGCUGAACAGAGAGGGUGCCACCAAUGUGGAGACUGACAAUCUCGUUCAGAAGCAGUUGGACAUAUUUCAGUCGUUGAUGUAUGAUCCUUGCCCAACAGUGCGGGUGACGGCAAUCCUAGGUGUCUGCCGGAUCUGUAAGGAUUACUGGGAGCUGAUCCCGCCAAACAACAUUAUUGGCUUCAUGCAGAAUAUCAUCAACGAUUUAGCCUGGGAUUGUUCUACUGCUGACGUCAGGGUCAGCGUUCUCAGAGGUUUGACCCACUUAGUUGGCCAACAUCUUUGCCACCCCAUGUUAAACACCCUUUUGCCAAGGUUACAGAAUAUGAUCCAUGAUAACUCUGAGAAGGUCCGCGUUGCCAUGGUAGACCUACUCCUGAAGAUUAAAGGCAUGCGCUUGAUUAAGGUCUGGCAUGUCGUCUCAAUGGACCACCUCCUCGUUCGACUGACCAUGGAUUCUGCGCCUGUUGUCCGACGUAUUGCCAACCUCAUCCACAGUAGCUUUAUGCCUGCGGAUAAAUCACCUGAGGUUCUGUUGAGUCGAUGCGUCGCACUGUUGCAAGCCAACCCUGCUGCUGCCAGGAAGUUUUACCGAUAUGUGCCCGCACGGAUGUCUCUUACUGAUAUUGGCAAAUUCAUGCUACUGACAUGCAACUUCAUUCUGAACUGCAUCAUGAGAGAAGACCCCGAGAUGAAGGAUCGUGAUGAAUCACAAAUGCCAGAAGAAGAGGAGGACUCCAUGGACAUCACCGUCCACAAUGUUGACAUCAUGGCAGGUUUCAUGGAAACGUUGGCCAUCCUCUGGACAGGCAUCAGCCACUUGCUUGAGACACCAGAAGCGGCACAGAUCAAACGAGCCCUGGAGAAGAAAUUUGUCAUGGCACUUCCGAGAUUUUUCAAAGUAUUUCAGGAUCCGAGGAUUUGCUCGGCGAUGGUUUUGCUGGCCGGGCACCUCCCUGCAAAUAAUCUACCCAUGUUCAGUAAAAGUUGUCUGUCCAAAUUGCGUAAUAUGCAUCCUGACCAAACCCCUGAGGAGUACGGCCCCAUGCUGGAGUCGAUGUGCAGCUGGGGGAAAGUUGAUGAUGUUCUGGAAUUGGUUGCUGAAUGGUUUAGUAGGGGACUUGAAAUGGCUACGGAAGAGGUUGGAAAGAAAGGUGCCAAGGAGCGUAAAGUGUGUUUCCAAGACCCAGUAGAUCCCAAGCCCGUGCUUGGGCUGCAUUACAUGAGCUACCUGGUUAGGGGUUAUGCGUGUCGGGAAGUGGUACUGAAAGAUUCAUUGCCAAGACUCAGGGAGAUCACAGCUCAGCUAAAGACUGUUAUGGCCUGUAUUAGGAAACGCUUUGAGACCAACAACCAGCUGAGCAAGCACUGUAGCGACGAGUUUCUCGUCGAGGCCUUUGAGAUGUACUGCAAACUGGAAGUCUUGCUGCACGAUCCGGAGGACAACACGCACAGUGCAGUCGCAUCAUUUGAGCAACUCCUGCCCUGGGCAGACAUAGAACUUCUUUCCGCCUUGGGCAACACUGCAGCCCAAGCGGGCGAGAAGCGGGCUCUCUCUGAUGCCGACGCCUCAGCUCUCAAGGAGCUGGCGGAAAAACUGGUCGACGUCUUGCUGACUGUGGCUGGGAAUAUGUUUCUGGUUGGAGUCGGAGAUGAAGAAUUCUCGUCACUGAUUGCAGACUUUGCGAACCUGGUCCUGGACACAGACUCGCUUCCAACAUUGAUUCUCCCCUGUGUAAAGCUUCUCUACCAAAUGACAGAGUACACCUACUCACUGAAGACAGAUGAAACAGAUGAAGGCAUCGGGACCAACACCGACGUCAUACCUGGUAUGUUGAGUCGGGUCGUCCAGGCACUCGCUAAAAUCAUCAGAAAUCAUCUUGAGCUAUCAACAAAAAUUUUUCACGAUGUUAAACCAGCUUUUGGUGAAGCUGUACGCGCGUACUACAGUCAUCCUAACAGUUUAAAGAUAGUGUCCAACGACGUCAUGGCAACCAUCAUGGCCGCCGUUGUCUCCGAGGUCACAAGAACUGUUGCAGAGGAAGGUGAAGUCCUUUCGUGUAAAAAGGUCCAAGAGUUGCCGCCGCUCUCAAACCUUCUGAUGGACGUAGUCGUGAAACAGAAUAAGCUGUGUAGUUUGUUCCUGGAAGAGCUCCACCAGUGCACCAAAGCUGGGGUCUUGCAGGAUAUACAGGGAUAUACCGCCGUUCUUCACAUACUCGACAUUAUAAUGAAAGCUAAACCGACCUCAUCUGCUCUAAAGGACUGCGUCAUGACUGUCCAGUUGAAGUUUGAGGAAUUAGAGGAACCAGAUAUGGCCGAGGAUUCCGUCAAAAUUGAACUUUACAAAGAGACAAAGAACUUAUUGCAUAAUAACAUGAACACUCUUGGGGUGGUAAUGUGAGGAUGCUACAGUGCUGCAGGUAUCCUACUUUAGACACGUGCAACAUGAGACAAUCUACAUUUAGUUUAGAUUCAACGGCUGUAUGAACUAAUGUAUGGUGGACUACAAACAUUUGCUAGUGCUAGUGUACGUUCUGGUGUCACCUUGAAAGACUGUUUGUCCAUUAUACUAGUACAUGGUUUGAACACAGCUGAGCGCCGUGCCCUUGGGCCUCUUGUUAUCCUGGGGGCUCUACAGCUGUCUAUAGUGGAACAAUUGGUGUCUCAGCAAAAAAUGAAAUGUAGAAUUACAAUUCAGAUGCCUUACUGGUCUGAGCGAAAGAAAAUUAUCACAGUGAAGGUCAUCCUGGACAGCUGCUUGACAUACCUUUUGUUGUAAAACAUGAGAUCAUCAUCAUCAUCAUCAUCAUUCCCGGCAUCGUAACCCUAUUAUAUUUUUGCCGGAAAGUCUUUGUCCACCAAAAAUAGACUGAUGUGUAGCAACAUGCAAAAUAUGGAAUAAAAUCAUUGUGAUGGUGCCUACCAUAGAUAAUGGUGGGAAGUGUGGUAGUAUGCACUAAACAGCCCGAAUAUGUAACAGAAAAUGACCUCGCCAGCUUCUGUAUGGUUGUAAAGUGUGACAACCGAGGACUGUCCGGAUGUGUGGUGUGUAUGAGCCUAUUGAAAGAGUCCCUUAUUCAAGGAUUCUCAACGAAGGUAUGAUAUUACUUCUCGUAUUGGGAGGGGUGGCAAUUUGCAAUAUCUAGUUGUCAGCCCCUCCCAUCCUGCAUGAAAAAACCCACAUAUUUCUGUUCUUUUCUUGAUUUUGAAAGCUUAUAUUUAUUAUGCAAGGUAAAGUGGGGAAAAGCUAGCCCUUCUAUUGUGUUCUAUUCCUAACUUUCAAGUUGUCAAUACAGAAACAAUAGCAGGGACAAGCUUUGUCCUAUUGAUUCUGUUGUUUUAUUGAGCUUGUGUCAAAUCCUAUUUUGACAAAGAUAUGCAAUGUAUUCGUACUCUUAAAGUACAUUUUGUAUAUUGAGUAAAUGCUGAGAUCAUGAUAAAAAGCUUUGUUAAUU